This is a messenger RNA of Triticum turgidum subsp. durum (durum wheat), 321 nucleotides long. The record is from the annotation of a GenBank genome assembly. NCBI's taxonomy places the organism in Eukaryota, Viridiplantae, Streptophyta, Magnoliopsida, Poales, Poaceae.
AUGUCUACAUUAGAGGGUUCGGAGAGUGCUGAUUCCAUGGAUGAGGAUACGAGUCAAGUACCACAUGCUAGAAGGUCCAAGGCAUGGGAGCAUUAUGAAGCAGAUCUGGUUCUCGUAGAGGGUGAUCUCAAGGCUAUGUGCAAAUACUGUGGAGUGCAACUUCACACCAAGUUUGGGACAAGCAGUUUGAGGACCCAUAUUGCAGAGGCUUGCCGAUCAAUUCCGGAUGCUUGCAGGAACAGGUUUUUGUUGACCAUGAAAAAAAAACAUCCGAAGGUCUGUUUGUGUUUGAUGAAAAAGUUUGUCGUGAACUCAUGGUGA